Molecule: messenger RNA, 462 nt
Organism: Symbiodinium necroappetens
Lineage: Eukaryota; Dinophyceae; Suessiales; Symbiodiniaceae
Source: the annotation of a GenBank genome assembly
AUGGGACUGUCUCGGGUAUGUGACGGGAAGCCUUCCCCCGCAGCACCUUCAACCCUCGCCGAGGUGAGCAGCUUGGGCGACGCCUGGGUAGUAGGCUACACGGAGGGAGACCUUGACGGGAAUAGCCACAUUGGCUCACGGGACAUCUUCAUCAUGAAAUUCAACAGCGCCGGUGAAUGGGUGUGGACGGGACUGCACGGAAGCAGCGCGAGUGAUACCGCCCACGGUCUGCAGGUAGAUGCCUCGGACAACGUUUUUGUGACCGGCGUCACAGAAGGUGACCUGGAUGGGAACGGCAGUCCAAGCGGCAGAGAUAUGUUCCUGAUGAAGUUCAGCUCUGCUGGGACCCAUGCCUGGACAAUGCAGCGCGGAGGAAGCAGUGGAUCUACCUACGGACAAUCUGUGCAGGCUGGGUCGGGGAGGCAUGCUGAGCGGGAAUCCGUCUCUACAGAUCUGACUUAG